Chelmon rostratus (copperband butterflyfish) is the source of this 1266-nucleotide messenger RNA. RefSeq names its product fibroleukin. NCBI's taxonomy places the organism in Eukaryota, Metazoa, Chordata, Actinopteri, Chaetodontiformes, Chaetodontidae. The record is from RefSeq and is a predicted model, not a curated record. Bases 1 to 1266 code for a protein of 421 amino acids. The transcript is spliced from 6 exons.
AUGAUUCCAUUCGGUUCUCUUGGUUUGCUCCAUCUGCUGUCACUGUACGUGGGAGCGCUGCUGUCCUCAGAUGCAUCUCCUGCCUGCACACACCCUCCCUGCAAGGACAGUCUGGUGGCUGCACCCAUCCAGUCUGGCACGGGAGCAGUAGUGGGUACCGGGGCCUGUGAGGGUCAAACUGGGACAACAGCCUGCAGGAUGGGGGUCUCGCUUCCAGCCAUCUCCAAUGUUCCUCGGAGGGUGGAGCACAGGCACGACAUCCCCCAACCUAAGACUGGAGGUGUCAAAGAGCGUCUGGUUCAGCUGCAGCGCUGCAUGCGCUCUCUCCAGGAAACAGGGGGCCCCUGGAGUCACGGGGGCCAGGAGAGUGACUCUCUAGGGGCCAUCCUGGCGCUAAUGGCAGCUGUACUGACAGAGUGUGACCUCCACUGUCACAGCCAGGCCCUCGGGGCGAUGGCCAAGAGACUGGAGAGUGCAGCUGUGGGAAGAGAGGGGGAGAAAGACCUGCUGCUUUUCCUGAAGAGCAUCACCCAAUAUCCUCCCACAGUUGCCCCCUUGGAGAGGUUACAUCCUCGGGACUGUGCAGAGAUUUACAAGCUCGGGAUCAAAGAGAAUGGAAUCUACACCGUCCAGCCUGACCUGCACAGACCGGCAUUGGAGGCUAAAUGUGACAUGGAGACGGCAGGUGGUGGGUGGACGGUGAUGCAGAUUCGGCAGGACGGCUCGCUGGACUUCAACAGGACAUGGCAGGAAUACCGGGAGGGCUUUGGCAGUCCGCAGGGAGAGCACUGGCUGGGGAACGCAGCGCUGUACGCCCUCACCUCCACUGGCCAACACCAGCUCCGCAUUGAGCUGGAGGACUGGCACCAGCAGAAGCGCCACGCUACCUACAACAACUUCAAAGUGGCCUCAGAGGCACAGAGGUAUCGUCUAACAGCUCGAGAGUACUCUGGCGAUGCAGGCAACGCACUGAGCUACAGCAAGCGAUACAACCACGACGGCAGAUCCUUCAGCACCGCUGACCGAGACCACGACCGUUACGCGGCGGGGAGCUGUGGCCAGUACUACGGUGCAGGCUGGUGGUUUGAUGCCUGCCUGGCAGCCAACCUGAAUGGACGGUAUUACCGUGGGCGCUACAGUGGAGUGACCAACGGGAUCUACUGGGGGACAUGGUACAUCCUGACAGACGGACGAACUGGAGAACGCUACUCCUUCAAGAGGGUGGAGAUGAAGACAAGACCCAGGAACUCUGUAGGAAUGUCCUAA